Trichoderma asperellum CBS 433.97 is the source of this 1770-nucleotide messenger RNA. RefSeq lists its product as uncharacterized. The record is from RefSeq and is a predicted model, not a curated record. Gene Ontology annotation, molecular function: hydrolase activity, acting on carbon-nitrogen (but not peptide) bonds. NCBI's taxonomy places the organism in Eukaryota, Fungi, Ascomycota, Sordariomycetes, Hypocreales, Hypocreaceae.
AUGGCUCCAUCGCCNCUCGUACGCUGGGGCUCCCUCAUCUCGGCCAUUGUCGCCGUCGUUCUGGCUUAUUCGUACCAGCAGCAGCACCCGUUUCUUUUCUCCGACGUCGGCCAUGCCCUCUCCGUGUACUGCUACAGCAGCGUCAGGACACAUGACGGACAGCAGCCAUCGGCGGACUGCUUCUCGGUCCAGGACGGGGCCUUUGCCGGCGUCUGGGCCCGGGACAGCGACCAGGCGCCGCUUGGAGUGAAAGAGGCCCAUGUCACCGUCUCGGACGGGCAUGUCAUCCCGGGGCUGUGGGACGGCCAUGGCCAUCUGCUGCAGUACGGCGAGUUUCUUCACUCGGUGGAUCUCUUUGGGUCGCAGUCGCUGGACGAGGUGAGGCAUCGGAUCAAGGCGUAUCUUGCUGCAAACCCGGAGGCGGGCACCGAGAAACAUUGGCUUCGGGGCGUGGGAUGGGACCAAUCUGCGUUUGGGAGAAUGCCUACAGCUGACGACAUUGAGCAAGACGAUCAGCUCAAGGGCAUCUUCAUGAUGCUCGACAGAAUCGACGUCCACUGCGCCUGGGUCUCCCAGUCAGUCCUCAACCUCCUCCCAGACGAAAUCCCCAACGUCCCCGGAGGUGAGAUCAUCCGCGAUCCCGGCCCCGGCGUCUUCUGUGACAACGCCAUGGACAUGAUCAUGGAUCUGUGGCCCAAGCCCGGCGCUCAGCAAAAAACCCAGGCCGUCCUCUCCGCCAUGAGAGAGCUCAACAAGGUCGGCUUGGUGGGCAUGCACGACGCCGGCGUGACUGCAGAAAACGCCAGGCUGUACUCGGAACUGGCCUCUUCGUCUCCGGACUGGACGGUUCGGGUCUACGGCAUGUUGGAGUGUGCAAAGAGAAACACCUUUUGCCCCGAGGACGCCCCCGUGAUGUCUCACCAAGACGCCAAAUUCACACUGAGGAGCGUCAAACUGUUUGCCGACGGAGCCCUAGGAAGCUGGGGAAGCGCCAUGCUCGAGCCCUACACCGACCACCCCUGGACCUCCGGCUCCCUCCUCAUCAACGCCUCCGCCCUCACCCAAGUCACAAAGUCCUGGGCCAGCAAAGGCUUCCAAGUCAACAUCCACGCCAUCGGCGAUCUCGCCAACCGCAACGCCAUCGACGCCUUCCAAGCGGCCCUCGAGCAGCAAUGCGGACGAGACGGGGACCACCACCACCUCGCCGAGUGCCAGUCCAGACACCGCUUCCGCAUCGAGCACUCCCAGAUCAUCCAUCCCGACGACCAGAAACGCAUCCACGCAAUGGGCAUCAUCCCCUCCAUCCAGCCCACGCACGCAACCUCCGACAUGAAGUACGCCGAGCAGAGACUCGGUCCUGAGCGCACCCGCAGCGAGGCCUAUCGCAUGAAAUCUCUCCUCGACACCAACCCUGUCCUUGGCAGUGAUUUCCCCGUCGAGCCGCCCAACCCGUUCCAAGGAAUCUACGCAGCCGUGACGAGGAAAAGUCCACACACUGGACUCGGACCAGACCCGGAAACCCCUUCUAAGGGAUGGCACACAGAAGAGGCUCUCAGCUUGGAUGAAGCUCUUCUGGGGUUCACGCGAAAUGUUGCCUACGGAGCCUUCUUGGAGCAUAGCGCAGGCAUCAUCAGGAGAGGCUCGUUUGCGGACUGGGUUGUGCUUGAUGAGCCGCUGGAAGACAUGAACGUCGAGAAGAUUAGGACCCUCAAAGUAAGGGAGACCUGGGUGGGGGGCAGAAGGGUGUAUUCACGGGAUGAAGAAGCUUAA